AUGGUCAAGCCACUCUCCUUCAAGGGUGACAAGAAAGUAAAGAAGCGCAAGAGAGUCGCCGACGCCGACGAUGCAGAGCCGUCUUCGAAAGUGCUGACUACGGCGACGCCUGCAGAGCCCGAGAGCGAUGAUCCUUGGGUGAGCGCAGACGCGCCCAGCGACAUCACCGGGCCCAUCGUCGUCGUCCUCCCUACCGACAAGGCCUCCUGCCUAGCAUGCGACGCGGUCGGCAAGGUGUUUGCAAGCAAACUAGAGAACAUGGUCGACGGCGACGCAACAACAGCCGAGCCUCAUGAUGUGCGACAAGUCUUCGUAGCCAAUCGAGUUGCUGGCACAGAAGACUUCAACCUGAAGGGACAUCAUGGAAGAUACCUCAGCUGCGACAAGUACGGCAUUCUCAGCGCGAACGCGACCGCCAUCUCACCCGAAGAGCGCUUCCUCAUCAUCGCCAUGCCAGACAACCCUGGCGCUUUCUCUCUGCAGACGCAGCGCGAGAAGUACCUGAGCAUCGACGAGUCCUCGACAGGCGGCCCCGAGGUGCGCGGAGACGCAGAGCAUGUUACCUUCAACACCACAUUCCGCAUCCGCAUGCAGGCCCGCUUCAAGCCUCGCAACAAAGCCUCCAAGGAGGAGAGAGACCAUCAGAAGAUCAGCAAGAAAGAGUUGGAAGACAUCAUCGGGCGCAAGCUCAACGACGACGAGGUCAAGAAGCUGCGCAAAGCACGGCGCGAAAACGGCUUCCACGAAGCAGCCAUGGAUAUGCGUUCCAAAUCGUCACACGACAAGUACGCUUGA
Ascochyta rabiei is the source of this 795-nucleotide messenger RNA. RefSeq lists its product as uncharacterized. Gene Ontology annotation, cellular component: catalytic step 2 spliceosome; striated muscle dense body; nucleolus. Bases 1 to 795 code for a protein of 264 amino acids. The record is from RefSeq and is a predicted model, not a curated record. Gene Ontology annotation, molecular function: actin filament binding. Lineage: Eukaryota; Fungi; Ascomycota; Dothideomycetes; Pleosporales; Didymellaceae. The transcript has 2 exons.